Molecule: messenger RNA, 6562 nt
Organism: Astyanax mexicanus (Mexican tetra)
Lineage: Eukaryota; Metazoa; Chordata; Actinopteri; Characiformes; Acestrorhamphidae
Gene: epas1b
Product: endothelial PAS domain protein 1b
Exons: 16
Coding region: 256-2742 (828 amino acids)
Biological process (GO): cellular response to hypoxia; regulation of transcription by RNA polymerase II
Molecular function (GO): RNA polymerase II transcription regulatory region sequence-specific DNA binding; DNA-binding transcription factor activity, RNA polymerase II-specific; protein dimerization activity
Source: RefSeq, a predicted model, not a curated record
UUUCAGACUCUGAGAGCGAGCGGCCGUGCGGAGGGAGCGCGCGCCUGAGUUUGGUGGAUAUUUGAGAGCGGCUGUACGAUCCUCGGCAGUGUUUCUGAGACUGUACAGCCCCUGAGCUCCAGCGCAGCGCGGCGCGGUCGGACUUUAUUCCUCUACUGAAGACCUGCUCUGUCUGUCUGAUCUGCAGCGGCGUUGAUCUUCAGACCUGUUGAUCUGGCCUGGCUCGCGCAGUGGAGAACACCAGCCUGCGCAGAGAUGACGGCUGAGAAAGACAAGAGGAGGAGCACCUCAGAGCGGCGGAAGGAGAAGUCUCGGGAUGCGGCACGCUGCAGACGCAGUAAGGAGACGGAGGUGUUUUAUGAACUGGCCCACCAGCUGCCCCUGCCCCACAGCGUCACCUCCCACCUGGACAAGGCUUCCAUCAUGAGGCUGGCCAUCAGCUUCCUCCGCACACGCAAACUCCUCACAUCAGGUUGCAGACCCAGCGAAACAGAAAUGGACAGACAGAUGGACAGCCUUUAUGUGAAGUCACUGGAAGGCUUCGUUUCCGUGGUGACAUCAGACGGUGACAUAAUCUUUCUAUCGGAGAAUAUCAACAAAUUCAUGGGGCUGACACAAGUUGAACUGACAGGACACAGCAUCUUUGACUUCACUCAUCCCUGUGACCAUGAUGAAAUCCGUGAGAAUCUCAGUCUCAAAACAGGUGCAGGAAAGAAAGGCAAAGAGCUGAGCACAGAGAGAGACUUCUUCAUGAGAAUGAAAUGCACUGUGACGAAUCGAGGGCGCACAGUCAACCUCAAAUCAGCCAGCUGGAAGGUCCUGCACUGUACGGGGCAUCUGAAAGUGUACAACAGCUGCCCGCCGCGCGUGCUGUGCGGCUUUAAAGAGCCGCCCCUCACCUGCGUGGUGAUGAUGUGCGAACCCAUCCCUCACCCCUCCAACAUCGACACACCACUCGACUCCAAAACCUUCCUCAGCCGACACAGCAUGGACAUGAAGUUCACUUACUGCGACGACAGAGUGACUGAGUUGAUGGGCUACAGUCCUGAAGAUCUGCUGGGUCGCUCUGUGUAUGAGUUCUACCACGCUCUUGACUCUGAAAGUUGCACCAAAAGCCACCAGAACCUAUGCACUAAAGGGCAGGCUGUGAGCGGUCAGUACCGGAUGUUGGCCAAGCAUGGGGGCUACGUGUGGGUGGAGACGCAAGGCACCGUCAUCUACAACAGCCGUAACUCACAGCCACAGUGCAUUGUGUGUGUCAAUUAUGUCCUCAGUGACAUUGAGGAGAAGAACAAGAUCUUAUCCAUAAACCAGACCGAGUCCAGUUUCAAGACUCACCACAUGAGCAGUUUCUUCAGCCAGGCCGGAGCAGCCGUGGCCAAGGACACUGGGGGAGCUCUCUUCACCAAACUCAAAGAGGAGCCUGAGGAUCUAACCCACUUGGCACCUACACCAGGCGACGCCAUCAUUGCCCUUGACUUCGCUCCUUAUAAAGACUACCCAAACUGCAGUAAAAUAUCUGCCACUCACUCAACCGAUGAGGGUCAAAAGCCAAGCUUCACCAGAGACAGGCCCAACAUGGCCGCCACCUUCUCUGUGCCUCAGGCUCCACCACCCAGCAGCGCUACUCCCAGUCUGAGCAGCUGCUCAACGCCCAGCAGCCCAGGAGAUUACUACAGCUCUGUGGAUAAUGACCUGAAGGUGGAGCUGACUGAGAAGCUGUUUGCUCUGGACACACAGGAGACAAAGAACUCUUGCAGCCAAGAGACUGAUCUUAGUGAUCUGGAUCUGGAGACUCUGGCCCCGUACAUCCCGAUGGAUGGUGAAGACUUCCAGCUGAAUCCCAUUUGCCCAGAGGAUACUCCAUGUGAGGCUGCUGGUCUGGGGAUCGUUCAGCAGAGUUUCUGCAACAUCGCCAACCUCUUCCAGCCCCUGAAGCCUCCUACACCAGGCAGUUUCCAGCCAAGCCUGUGCUCUGCUGGGGAGAAGCAACGUCCUAACGGUGGCUCUGUGGACCCCUGGCCAGCCAUGGUGUACGGCAGCCCCGUACAGCUGCCCCCCUAUCACGACCCAGCCUGUACCCCUCUGUCUUCUAUGGGAGGCCGUCAGAAUUUGCAGUGGCCGCCUGACCCGCCGAUAAAUUACCCGAAGGCUGGCAUGAUGGACACCUCGGCUGCAAACCGCUCCUGCCAAGCCAUGCCGGUAAAUCGGAUGCCCCUCCACAAACACAGGUCUAUGGAGAAAUUUGGGCCUGGCGAGGCCUACAGAGACAUGAGCCCAGCCCGGCUUGCAAUAGCAAACAGCAUGAAGCGCUCGUUCUCACAGAUGACUAUGGGGGAGGCUUCUGCUACUAAGCCUCCCGAAAUGAUAUGGAAGAGAAUGAGGAAUGAGAGCUGUGCUGUCUUGGACAGGAAAUCUCACAGCACCAGUGCCUUAUCAGAUAAAGGCAUGGUCCUUCCAGGCGUAAUGGACCGCCAGCACAGAAAAACCCAGUAUCCAGGUAAUCAAACAGGACUGGCAGAAAAGCUCUACCCAGAACAAUACUGCAACUACAGAGAAUACAGCAUGCUGCGCAGCACAAAAACAGAAGGUGUAGCAAGCCGCCUCCUCGGGCCCUCCUUCGAGACGUACUGUCUGCCCGAGCUGACGCGUUACGACUGUGAGGUCAACGUCCCUCUGCAGGGCAACCUGCACCUGCUGCAGGGCAGCGACCUACUGUGGGCUCUGGAUCAGGCCACCUAGACCAGCCUAGACCCUCCCAGUCCUCCCAGCUCUCUCUCUUUCUCUCUCUCUAUCUCUCUCUCUGUCUCUCCUCUGAACCCUCAGUGCCAUUAACCCAGCUAUAUGACUCACUCACAGCACCAUCCAACACAGGGCCUGAUCCUGAUACAGCAUACUGUACAUCACACCCACUGCCUAAUGCAUACCAUAUACCAUAUACCUUACCAUAUACAACAAGAACGUAGCUUGGAUUCUAUUUUUAUUGUCUUUAUAAAUUAUAUACAGUGCUAUAUAUACAGUAUAAUAUAUUAUUUUUAGUUACAAAAAAAAAGCUCUUUCUUGAUGUUGAUGUUGAAUUAUUAUUUUUUUUUUAUUAUUAUUAGUUUAUGUUCUCUACGGUUGCUGAGUUGUAUUGUCAUUGGCUGUCUGUUUCUUCCUUGCUUGUUAGCUUUUUUUUUUUUUUUUUUUUUUUUUUUUUUUUUUCUCAUUGCGUCUGUUUGUCCGUCUGCCUGUCAGGCAUUAAAAGCAUCAGUCUACUGUCUUGAAGAAAGAUGAUCUACUGUAAGAAUGUUUGUUUUUUUUUGUUGUUUUUUUCCCUCUAACUUUCCUACCUCUGACACCUUGAGCCUUUUACAGUCAUAUUUAUGCAUGUUUUAGUGCCUUCUCUUUUUCAGUUUGUUCUCGUCUCCUCUUUUUCUCUCUCUUUUUGUAACUCUUUCUUUCUCUCUCUCUCUCUCUUUUGCUCUCUUUCUCUCUAGCCUUUGCUAUUUUGUGUGACCACUUUAUAUGCUUUUUGUCAUUUUAGCUGUAAACACGAUAUUUAAAGGAAGAGACUCUAAAGUUUCUAGUAUAAAUCUCUCAAUAAUUAUGGAAUUGUAGCACUAAAAUACCUGGGUACUUUGUCUUAUCUACUCAGUAGAUGUGGAUCGGAGUGCUUAUUUUAAGUGGUCUGUAGUGCUGGUAUCUGUUCGUUCCUUCUUUCAAGUGGCAUUUGUUUUUUUUGUUAUUUCCCCUGUGAUAUGCAGAAUUUUGCAUAUUGUAUUUGUUGGCGGGCCAGUGCGGUUUUUAUUCUCGCUCUAAUAAGAGAAGGAAAAAAAAAACACCCUAGUGAAGAGAUAUAUCGUAGAAUAACGAGAAUAAAGGUUCUGCUCUUCAGAUGUAGCAAAUUAGAUAUUUUGAGAGUUUAAAAAAAAAGGAAAAAAAUAUAUAUUCAAAAUAAUCACUUUAUUAAAAGAUUAAAACACACAACCAGUUUGCGUUUGGAAAAAAAAAUAAAAAAAGAUUUUUUUAACAGUGUUUCCAUCACACAGGCUGAGAUUCUCUGUAAAGUUGAAGUUGAAUGUGUUGACUGAAUGAGGUAUGCCCUUCAUUUUCACAGCUUUCUUUUAUUUGUUUGAUAGUUUUAACAGAUUAUAUAGAUUAGUUAUUGACUGUCUAGUCCGCUGUUUGUACACAAACACGCACACGCACCCAGUCACAUACUAAUAUGCAUACAGUCAUAUAUAUAUAUAUGUAUACAUACACAGUCACAUGCCUACACCUCAAAUGAUGUGUCCUCGUUAUUAGCGUUUAGUUCUGUGUUCUGCUAACCCCCCGGUGCGGAAACGGCUGAAAAACACCAGUCAUGCUUUGAAAUAAUGUAAAAUGGUUAAAGGAGGCUUUUUUUUCCUGCACAAUCCAGUUCCAGCUUGAUAUUAAACUGGAGAAACUGGUGCUGCUUUGUGAUGGUUUAAGUGUGCAAAUGGGUUUGGGUCAGACAGUGUGGGCAAAUGAGAGUAAAUAAAAAAAAAAAAAAACGUAAUUUUUUAAGUAGCUCUGCCAUUAUUUGCCAUUAUUUACUGAUUUAGUUUCAGUUUGUAAAAAAAAAAACAUUAUUCAUAGGAACAUACCAAUACCAUAGACCAAUACAAAUUGUUUAAAAUGACUUAAAAUCUCUGCAAAUAGGAAUAGAUUUGAAUUACGUAUACUGUACACACAAGAUUAUAUUUUCACCCUCAAAACAGUUACACAUUUGUCUCCAGACAAGCUAAGAUGCCGCAUUUCGAGGCUGUAGUUUUGCAGGGAUGCAGAAAACCACAGCUGAUUACCAGUGACAGACUGAUCCUGGCUCAGCGCCAGCAGUAGAAAACCUUGUACCUUAUAGGGUAACAAAUCCUCUUUAACAUCCCCCAAAACACAUGAACUUUCCCUGCUAAAGCACUGCUCUCAUACCCCCUCAUACACUGUAAUCUGUAUCAGCCACAUGUUUAGCAUUUUAAUUUAAUUAAAUAAUUUAAAAUCAACUUCAAAAUAAAAGCACAGAAAAUCUGCUUACUCAAGCACACUUAUCAUUUAAAAGGAGCCAAAAGGCAUUAAAGGCCACAUAGUUUUGUGGUGUUUAAUAUUUAAUGAAAGGAAAUAUUGCCUUUACUAAUCAAAGAUGUAAUAUAGAUAUUUGUUUCCCAACACCUGAUCUAAAAAUCUGAUGAUUGCAAAGUAAUUACGUAUACAGCUCUGGAAAAAAAUAAGAGAUCACUUCAGUUUCUCUGAUUUUGCUGUUUAUAGGUGUAUGUUUGAGUAAAAUAAACACUGUUGUUUUAUUCUAUAAACUACAGACAACAUUUCUCCCAAAUUCCAAAUAAAAAUAUUGUCAUUGAGAAAUUGUCAUGAGAAAUGGGUGAAAUAACAGACCAAUUAUAAUACCAAGAAAACAAAUUCUUAUAUAUAUUUUUAAGAGUUUUAAUAGUUCAGAUUGAUGAUAGUGAUACUGUUAUUGCUUCGCUUUUUUUUCUUACCAUUCAAACACAACCAUACAAAAUUUAUUAAAAUAACUGCUAAAUGUAAAAAAAAAAUCCAACAAUUGUGUACGAAAAAACGUUCCAAACUGAAAAUGUGUCCAAAAGUGAUAAACAGAGACGUAGAUCACUACAAUGUAUUUUGUAACCAAAAGGUAUAAUAACAUUGAUCUGUAAAAUCCUUGUGGUUUAAAAAUAGUGGAUUCGUUUAAAUAGAUGAUCUAAUAUUAUUUAGCAUUUUAUUCUGAUUUCUUUUUAUUCCUAAAAUUCUCUCAAAAUAAAUGCUAAGUUAUUUAUUACCGUAAAUGUGUUUUUUUUCUUUCUUUCUGUUUUUUUAUUAAUACAGCAAGUGAUUCCAAACUUCUGAACAGCAGUAAAACAUGUAUAAAGAGUGUUAACUCUCUUUUGUUUGGUCCUGCAUUACCCAUGUCCAAAAUAGCCCAGUUAUCUAAUACACAAUACAUGUCAGUUUCCCGGACAGGGUUUAAGCCUAAUCCGUCUAAUUGAGAAUGCUGUGCAGUCCUGGACUAGGCCUAAUCCCCCUGAUAUUAAAGUGCACAGACAAGUACAAGUCUUUCUUUCUUCUCCUAUUAUUAUUAUUAUUAUUAUUAUUAUUACCUGAACUUGCUCUCAGAGAUCAAUGCCAAAGUAAACCCACGUACGCCUGUUGAACUAGUUUGAGUUUAUUUGAGAGGUGUGUAUUCGCAUGUGAGGAGAGCAGCAGAAAGUCCGGUCAGCCACUCUGAAAGCUGUUCACCAGACGUCCAGUAGCUGUAGAUACUGCUGUGCUGCAUGAAGGGCAUUAAAACCUACUAAAUAUUUUUUUCUUAACCAAUCUGCCACUGUGUUCCUCAGCUGUACAGACAGUCUCAGCCUGUGUUUAGAUGAAAUAAAGUUAAGAUUUUGGAUUGGUUAGUCAUAGCAAGCAAUCCUGUAUUUUGAUAUGCUAAAUAAAUAUUGACAUUAUUAUGAUAUAUUAUUAUUGUUGUCUUUACUGUACGGGAAAUUCUACCCAGUAAGAAAUUGUAUCUCUGCACUGAUAUCUUAUUAAAGCAUAUCAAUCUUCA